This is a messenger RNA of Musca vetustissima, 3994 nucleotides long. Its product is annotated as probable multidrug resistance-associated protein lethal(2)03659. Gene Ontology annotation, cellular component: membrane. Gene Ontology annotation, molecular function: ATP hydrolysis activity; ABC-type transporter activity; ATP binding. The coding region runs from base 2 to 3994 and encodes 1330 amino acids. Gene Ontology annotation, biological process: transmembrane transport. The transcript has 9 exons. Lineage: Eukaryota; Metazoa; Arthropoda; Insecta; Diptera; Muscidae. The record is from RefSeq and is a predicted model, not a curated record.
AAUGCAAUCCUUCAAGGCAGAUGAACUGCCGGAGAAUCCGCGCGAAUCUUCAAAUCCUUUAUCGUCGUUAAUGUUUUGUUUUACAAUGCCGACAUUUUUCAAGGGACGGAAAAAGGUGUUAGAUGAAUCAGAUCUUUUUCGUGCCCUCAAAGAACAUAAAUCUGAUCUCAUGGGCCACAAGCUGAGUCAGGCAUGGGAGGAAGAAUUGGCGAAGAGUCGUCGCAAAGGCAAAGAACCCAGUUUGGUUAAGGCCACAAUAAAGGUCUUUGGCUUGCAUUAUAUGCUGCUGGGUGUGCUGAUGUUUUUGUUUGAAAUAUUUCUGAGAUGUUCUCAGCCAUUAUUUUUGGGUGCCCUGGUGUCAUAUUAUGCUGAUCCCGACACAGAUAAAUCCGAUCAAACCCAACCGUUUCUGUAUGCCUUGGGUGUUAUUUUGGCCAGUAUUGGUAGUGUGGUAUUUAUGCAUCCCACCAUGUUGGGCAUCGUCCAUUCGGGUAUGAAAGUUCGUGUGGCCAUUUGUAGUAUGAUUUAUCGUAAGGCAUUGCGACUAAGUAAAACUGCCAUGGUUAAUACAACCUCCGGUCAAAUGGUCAAUUUAAUAUCAAAUGAUGUGGGACGAUUGGAUACCUCCGUUAUACAUAUGCAUUUUAUAUGGAUUGGCCCUUUGGAAAUAAUUUUGGUUACAUUUUUCAUAUAUAAGGAGAUUGGUCUAAGUGCCCUGAUUGGUGUCAUUGUAAUGUUACUCUUUGUGCCCAUUCAAGGCUACAUGGGCAAAAAGACCUCCAUGUUACGUCUUCGCACCGCCCUCUGCACAGAUGAACGAGUACGCCUUAUGAACGAAAUCAUAUCCGGCAUACAGGUCAUUAAAAUGUAUGCCUGGGAAAUACCAUUCGGUAAAAUGGUCGAUUAUGCUCGACGCAAGGAAAUGAAAGCCAUUCGCUAUGUGAAUUACAUUCGUGGCAUUAUUGGGUCCUUCAUUAUGUUCAUCUCGAGAAUUUCCAUCUUUAGCAGUCUGGUGGGUUAUGUGCUGCUGGGAAAUUUUCUUACCGCCGAAAAGGCUUUUGUGGUCACCGCAUUUUAUGGUCUUCUCAGAGUUACAAUGACGGUCUAUUUCCCCAUGGCAGUGACUCAGAUUGCCGAAAUUAUGGUCUCAUUUCGUAGAAUACAAAAAUUUAUGCUGCUGGAUGAAGUGAAGAUGUCGGAAAACCCUGCAGCCAAGGCGAAAAUGAUUCCGGCCAUUGUUAGUGAAAAUGGUAAAAUUGUGGAAGUGAGAGCGGAACCCACGAAGGAGCCGGGUAUUUUGAUCAACAAUUUAACUGCCAAAUGGAAUCCCGAGGCAUCGGAAAAUAAUCUGGAAAAUGUUACACUGGAAUUUAAAGAGAAACAAUUGAUAGCGGUAAUUGGACCCGUGGGAGCGGGUAAAUCGACUUUAAUACAAACCAUUCUUGGCGAAUUACAACCCUCCUCCGGAUCCAUUAACGUGAACGGAACAGUGUCCUACGCCUCACAAGAACCUUGGCUUUUCACCGGUACCGUUCGUCAAAAUAUUCUCUUCGGUUUGCCAAUGGAUAAGAAACGUUACAAUUUAACUGUAAAACGAUGUGCCUUAGAAAGAGAUUUCGAACUAUUACCCUAUGGCGAUAAGACGAUCGUUGGAGAACGUGGUGCCUCAUUGUCGGGCGGACAAAAGGCACGCAUCAAUUUAGCCCGAGCCGUAUAUCGUCAAGCAGACAUAUAUCUCCUAGAUGAUCCCCUCUCUGCUGUGGAUACUCAUGUUGGGCGCCAUCUAUUCGAUCAGUGUAUGCGUCAAUAUCUGCGGGAUCGUACCGUUAUUUUGGUCACCCAUCAGCUACAAUUUUUGGAACAGGCUGAUGUUAUUGUCAUCUUGGAUAAGGGCCAGGUGAAGGCAGUUGGUACUUAUCAGUCUAUGCGUCAAAGUGGUUUCGAUUAUGCCAAAUUGCUAUUGAAUAAUGGUGAGGGAGAUGAGGAUGCGGAGAAUGAGGAACCAACAGAUGGUAAAACUGAUGAUGAACGUGAGGCACAAAAAUUGGCACGUCAAAAUAGUAAACAAAGGAAAAGGCAAAUAAGUGUCAGCUCAGUGGCAUCUACAGUGGAUUCGGUAGAAGAAGUGGAACCCAAACAAAUGGAGGAGGCAAGGGAGGAGGGUGAAAUCGGUUGGAAAUUGUAUAAGAAAUAUUUUGGUGCCGGUGGCAGUUAUCCCACAUUGGCCUUAAUGGUUUUACUAUGUCUUGGAGCUCAGGCAUUGGGUUCGGCGGGUGAUUGGUUUUUGUCAUAUUGGGUCAACAAAAAUGAAAAUAAAUUACCCGAUUUACCUGCAGGCGCCGAAGUCGAAACUGACCCCGUGGAUAUUUAUAUUUUCACCGCUCUCAAUGUGGGCAUUAUCGUUGUGUCCCUACUGCGCAGUUUUAUGUUUUUCAAUGUGGCCUCGAAUGCAUCGACCCGUCUGCAUAACGACAUGUUUGUCGGUGUCACCCGUGCCACAAUGUAUUUCUUCAACACUAAUCCAUCAGGUCGUAUUUUGAAUCGUUUCUCCAAAGAUAUGGGUCAAGUCGAUGAAAUUCUGCCACAGGUUAUGAUUGAUGUUAUACAAAUUUUCUUAGCCAUGAUGGGUAUUGUUAUUGUCCUGUGUGUGGUUAAUCCUUGGUAUAUUUUGGCCACGGUUAUCCUGUUUGCGAUUUUCUACUUUUUGCGUUCGUUCUAUUUGAAAACGUCGCGGGAUGUUAAACGAUUGGAGGCUAUAACUCGUUCCCCCAUCUAUACCCAUUUAGGAGCCUCAUUAAAUGGCCUUGCCACCAUCCGUGCCUUUGAAGCCCAAGAAAUUCUCAUUCACGAAUUCGAUAACUAUCAAGAUCUGCACAGUUCCGGUUUCUAUAUGUUCCUGUCGACCAGCCGUGCCUUCGGCUAUUGGCUAGAUUGUUGUUGUGUCCUAUACCUGGCAGUUAUUACCCUCAGCUUCCUACUCUUCUCCCCGGAAAAUGGUGGUGAUGUUGGCUUGGCCAUUACCCAAGCCAUGGGUCUGACUAGUAUGGUCCAAUGGGGUAUGAAACAAUCGGCCGAAAUGGAAAAUACCAUGACAUCGGUGGAACGUGUUGCCGAAUAUGAAACUAUUGAAUCGGAGGGUGAUCUCGAAUCUGAACCUAGCAAGAAACCACCAAAAUCAUGGCCCGAAGAGGGCAAAAUUGCCUUUGAUAAUUUAAGUUUACGAUAUGCUCCCGAUCCGAAAUCGGAAUAUGUUUUGAAAUCGUUGAAUUUCAUUAUUCAACCAUUUGAAAAAGUUGGUAUUGUGGGUCGUACCGGAGCUGGCAAAUCGUCGUUGAUUAAUGCUCUCUUCCGUUUGUCGUUCAAUGAUGGUGCUGUUGUAAUUGACAGAAGGGAUACUCAGGAUAUGGGUCUGCAUGAUUUGCGAUCGAAAAUAUCGAUUAUACCUCAGGAACCUGUGCUGUUUUCGGGUACUAUGCGUUAUAAUUUGGAUCCAUUCGAUGAAUACUCAGAUGCCAAGUUGUGGGAGGCAUUGGGGGAGGUAAAACUCAAAGAUGUUGUGGCCGAAAUGCCCAAUGGUCUGCAUGCCAAAAUCUCCGAGGGUGGUACCAAUUUUAGUGUGGGCCAACGACAAUUGGUUUGUCUGGCUCGUGCAAUUCUACGAGAAAAUCGCAUAUUGGUUAUGGAUGAAGCCACCGCCAAUGUAGAUCCCCAAACGGAUGCCUUGAUUCAAACAACUAUUCGCCAUAAAUUCCAAGAUUGUACGGUACUCACUAUUGCCCAUCGUCUACACACCGUUAUGGAUUCCGAUAAGGUCUUGGUUAUGGAUGCUGGUCGUGCUGUUGAAUUUGGCUCACCCUAUGAACUGCUUACCCAAUCAAAGGUUGGCAUCUUCCUUGGAAUGGUUAAGCAGACCGGCCAGGCCACCUUUGAGAAUUUAUUCAAAGUUGCCCAAAAGGCGCAUGAGAAUAAUUUGCAUGCCAAAAAGGAGCAGUAG